Molecule: messenger RNA, 903 nt
Organism: Trichobilharzia regenti
Lineage: Eukaryota; Metazoa; Platyhelminthes; Trematoda; Strigeidida; Schistosomatidae
Source: the annotation of a GenBank genome assembly
AUUAUUUCAGUAUGAUUCAUAAAGUGAUCAAAAUAUACAAUGAUCUUGGUGCAUCAGAUCAAUGUUUAAUUCAUCUAAAAAAUUCAAUCAAUAAUAACUAUUCGUCUCAUUCAUUAUCAUUGUCCUAUGAAGAGAUCAAUGGUGUGACCUUGAAUCAGUAUGAUUCUACUACUAUGAAUCAAACAGACUUAAUCUGUUUUGGUGGUGGUUAUGAUUUAGGCUAUCUAAAAUCAUUGAGCAUUGAAGGCUGUUUAAAAUUGCAGAAAUAUAUAAAAGAAAAUCAUGGAAAAUAUUUGGGUAUCUGUGCUGGUGCUUAUUUUGCUAGUGAUUAUUGUCAGUUUGACAAAAACGGACCACUUGAAGUUUGUGGAGAAAGACAUAUUAAGUUAUUUCGAGGAACUGCAAUAGGUCCAGUAUAUCCGGGGUUUCAGUAUAACAAUGAGAGUGGUAGUUAUGCAGUGCCAAUUGAAGCUACAUUGGAGACAAUAAAUCCACAGAAGACAGUAGUCUAUUAUAACGGCGGAUGUACAUUUAAAUCUACAAACUGGGAGAAUUCACGAGUACUAUAUAAGUAUUCAGAUAAUGGGAAACCAGCGAUAAUCUUCUCGAAUCUAGGCAAUGGUUGCGGUAUUCUAAGUGGCGUUCAUUUUGAAUAUGAUCCAUACCUAUUAGAAAAGCAGAUCUGUGCUGGUCAGAAUCAUCUUGACGACAGUAAUCACAGUUAUAAAGUGAUUGAAAAACUGAAGGCGAAUAAUUUAACACGUUUACAAUUAUUUAAAACUUUAAUUGAGUUAUUGUUGUCUGAUGCUAACAGCAGUUGUUCAGAAUUAUUUUCUGCGUAAAUUUGUGAGAGAUCUUUUGCUUAUUUGCGUGAUUUCGAGUGUAUACACAUUACAUUUUCAA